Molecule: messenger RNA, 2118 nt
Organism: Cornus florida
Lineage: Eukaryota; Viridiplantae; Streptophyta; Magnoliopsida; Cornales; Cornaceae
Exons: 5
Coding region: 438-1763 (441 amino acids)
Source: RefSeq, a predicted model, not a curated record
GAAAAUUUCCAAAAAAUAUCCAUGAAAAACCUUGCACUUUCCAUAAAAAAAGAAAAAGAAAAAGAAAAACAAGGUACAAACAUUUACAAUACAAAUCACCACUAGUAUAAAGCAAAGGUACCACUUCUCACAGCAUAACAAACGGAGUUUUUAAACCGUCUAAAAUAACACCACUUGUUGUACUUCUUUUCUCUCUCCUGCAACUCGGAAGAGGAAGAAGAAUCAGAACCCUUUUUCUCUUUCUUCUCUAUCUCUAUAUACAAAAUUACAGACACAUAUCCCUCUAUCUCUCUCUCUCUCUCUUCUCUGGAGUCCUGGCGAUCAAAAGAGGAAUCACUAGAUCUUAUCCUUAUUAGAGUAACGGAGCUGGAAUUUUAUCGCCGGGAGCCAUAGUUGCUAUAAAGUUUAGUUGUUCUACGUGGUGUGUAUGAGUGAACAUGGGGUCUGCUUGUUGUGUUGCUGCUAGAGACAAAACUAUAACAAACGGACCAAGCAAUGAUUUUUUGCACAGGAAUGAUCGCCGUUCACCAUCAUGGAGCUUUCGGUGGGAUAACCGGGGGCGGGUGGCUGGGGAAGAGACUUCUGUGAACUGGUUUUUCGAUGGUAUGAGUGGACGUGAUGGAUUGGACAUUAAAUCUGGAACCACAGUAGAAACUUCAUUUCCAUCAGAAGAGGGAAGCCCAUUGGACAGUUUCCGAACACUUGCAUGGCCGAAGUCCCCAAAUUCUGAAGGCAGUGCUGGGAUUAUCAGGCUUCCUUCUUCAGGCCAAUUAAUCUCCGGAAAUUUUUCUGCAGAGGUAAAAGAACCAACAGAGUUUCCAUCAGUUUCAGACCAGUCUCCCUCAAAGCUGUCACCUUCGGUGCAUUCAGUUUCAUCCUUCUCUGCAUCCCCUUUGUCGUCCCAAAAUCACCCACUUCCUCCAAGCUUAACUCCAUCGAGGUGGCCUCGUGUUUCUCAUGGGCACCAGCUAUUACGGCAAGUAUCUGAUAGCCGAACCCCAGGACUUAAAUCACCAAAUUUCUCGAUUUCUGAAGAAGCGUCUUCCUUUGUUCUUCCUGGUUGGAGCAAUGAAUCAACUAGGGGUUCCCAUGGUGGGUCUUCAGAUGGUUGGUUUAUGCCCCCCUUCUCUGAGCUUAUGGGAACUUCUCAUAGGGAGAGGUGGUCUUUUGAUAGCGAGUACUUGGGCGUCAAUCGUGACAAAAUAACCAGAUCCAGUAGCCGAAUUUUAUCCUCUCCCUCUAUUGAUAUACAAUCAUGUGGGGUUUGCUCAAAGCUUUUAACUGAGAAAUCUUCAUGGAGCAGUCAAAAACUUAUUGCUAAUAAUGACCUUACUGCGGUUGCUGUCCUAAUUUGUGGGCAUGUCUAUCAUGCCGAGUGCUUAGAGAAUAUGACACUUGAAAUCAACAAGUAUGACCCAGCUUGCCCCAUUUGUACUUUUGGGGAGAAACAGGCCUUGAAGUUGUCUGAAAAGGCACUAAGAGCAGAAAGGGAUUUGAAGGCUAGAAAUAACAAAAGAUCAAGGAGCCGAAUCAUGGAUAGCGAUCUUGAUGGUGAUUCUGUUGUGUUUGAUCGCAUCAAAAGCAGUGGACACGAGGGAAAAGGUCUCAAGAUGAGCUCAACUUCCAGCCUGAAGAGUUCCUCAGGGAAGAACUUCUUGAGGAGGCAUUUCUCAUUUGGUGGGUCAAAGGGGACUAGAUCCUUGUUGGAGAAUCACGGUACUCAGAAGAAGGUUUUUUUCUGGUCAAAAUCUAGCAGAGAGUGAUAUUCUGUCUGGCUCUUUAAAGAUUCCAUGGUUGAUCUUUCAGUGGAAUCUGGCUUGGCGACUGAACAGUGCUGGAAGCAGUAAUCCAUCAGGAUUUGUAAAGAAACAUCGGCGGCCUUCAGUCAUUUCAAGCAAGAAUAGGUUUAGCUUCUGAAGUUACACAUUAAAGAAGGAAAUAUUACACACGGGAAAGAUCAAUUCAUUAUGUAUAGUGAUUAAAAAAAAAAAAAAAUUAGUAGUAGUAGAAUGGAAUUGAAUCAUGAGUAGUUAUUCCUGUUAUUAUUUUGUACAUUUUAAUUUGUUCUUUUCAUGGAUGCGUUCAUGAAGAUAUUCUCAAAAGAAUUCUGUUUGACCA